Molecule: messenger RNA, 1075 nt
Organism: Scomber japonicus (chub mackerel)
Lineage: Eukaryota; Metazoa; Chordata; Actinopteri; Scombriformes; Scombridae
Gene: hsdl1
Product: hydroxysteroid dehydrogenase like 1
Exons: 5
Coding region: 95-1057 (320 amino acids)
Cellular component (GO): mitochondrion
Source: RefSeq, a predicted model, not a curated record
AAAUCAGAUUAAACUAAAUUCAAUUAAAUAAAAAAGCGUGCGAAUCGGAAGCAUGUUAAGCUGAGCUGCGUGCUGACGUCACUCCUCCUGAAGCAUGGCGGCGGUGGUGGACGGUUUCCCGCUGCUCUACCGGGAGCUUUACCGGGAGCUGGCCCGGUGCUGCGGACUGUGCAGAGACUGUCUGGCUCUGCUCGGAGGUUUAUACGUUACCGGGAAGAUCCUGCAGCUGCUGCGGAGAUGCUGCUCGGUGUUCACGGUACACUUCCUGCCACGAGCCCUGCAGAACCGGCAGCUCGCGCGCAGAUACGGGGACUGGGCGCUGGUGCACGGAGCGUCUCAGCCGGUGGCCAAAGCCUACGCAGAGGAGCUGGCCCGGCGCGGAGUCAGCAUCCUCUUCGUCACCCAGGACCACACGGCUCUGAGAGACUUCGCUGCGUCUCUCGCUCAGAGUUACGCCGUCGAGACCGUCGUCGUGCUCGCCGACUUCUCUCUGGACCAGACGGCUAGCAAACCGGUCAGAGAGGCGCUGCGCUGGAAGGACGUCGGCUUCCUGGUGAACUGCGUGGACGAGUCGUCGGCUCAGGAGCUGACGGAGACGACCGAGCAGGGUCUGCUGGAUUCGGUGAAUGAGAACGUCGCCGUGGCAACGCUGCUGACGAGGCUGGUGCUGCCGGGGAUGCUGGAGCGAAGCCGAGGAGCCGUGGUGAACAUCUCAGCGGGAAGAUGCUGCAGAGCGAAGCCUGGCAGAGUGAUGCUCACCGCCGCCUCCGGUUAUUUGGAUCAUUUCUCGAGAGCUCUUCACCUGGAGUACGGCAGCAGAGGGAUCUUUGUUCAGAGUCUGACUCCGCUUCAGAUCUCCUCAAACAGACGUCAGUGGUCAGCUGACAGCUGGUUCGUUCCGUCUCCAGAAGUUUACGCUCAUCACGCCGUUUCUACGCUGGGAGUCUCCACCAGGACGACGGGGUACUGGCCUCACACGCUGCAGGCCGGACUCAUCACAUUCGUCCCAGACUGGAUUUGGAUUCUCGGAUCUCGGAUGUUCUUCAGAUCGAGUUAAAAGCUUCUUCUUCUUCUU